Molecule: messenger RNA, 1386 nt
Organism: Aspergillus ochraceoroseus IBT 24754
Lineage: Eukaryota; Fungi; Ascomycota; Eurotiomycetes; Eurotiales; Aspergillaceae
Gene: tpcD
Product: trypacidin cluster transcriptional coactivator tpcD
Exons: 2
Coding region: 1-1386 (461 amino acids)
Molecular function (GO): methyltransferase activity
Source: RefSeq, a predicted model, not a curated record
AUGGCCACGAUGUCCCAGCUUGAGGCUUACACCAGCGAACUCGCUGCCGCUGUCAAGGCACUGAGCACCCACUGCGAGGACUUCAAUUGCAGCCGUGCUCAGUUCGUGAUUCCCUUAGACGCACCCAGUGAAGCCCACCGGGCUCAACAAUCCGCGUUGGCAACCAUUGCCAGAUUGCAAACCAUACUUGCGGGCCCUGCAGACUUUCUUCACCAUCUUGCGGUUCAGAAUCAGCUUCUUGCCUGUCUCCACUGGCUCGGAGAGUUCCAAGUGCUGGCUUGUAUUCCCAUCAAGGGCAGUGUCCCUAUCAAAGAUGUAGCUGACCUCGCGGGGGUCCCCGAGGUACACCUCUCGCGUGUGGUUCGAAUGAUGACCACAGCAGGGUUUCUUCAGGAGCCACAGCCUGGAACUGUUGCGCACAGUGCGCUCUCCGCGCCGUUCGUUACCAAACCAGCGUACCUCGAUGUUUCCAUGUUUCUUGCGGGCACUGCUGCCCCUGCCGCUCUGCAAAUGGCCACUGCGACGCAGCGGUUCGGACCCUCCGUCCGUCCCAACGAAACCGCGUAUAAUCUUGCCUUCAACACAUCCACCUCCUUAGCGACUCUGUGCGAGCAGCAACCAAAGCUACAGCGGCAGUGGCCCGCCUUUCUGCGCUAUGGAACGAGCGACACGGAGAGCUGCGUGACCGACCUCCUCGCGCGGAUGGACCAGCUCCAUCGCGGGAACAUAUCUGUUGUCGUUGAGGUUGGCGCUACAUCAACCGACCGCGCAGUAGCCCUUGCAAACCUUUACCCUUCCGUUCACUUCAUCGUCCAAAUGAUACCCCCGUCGUCCGGCUGGAUAUCCCCAAUCCGCCCCCCAACGCCCUGCUCCAGGCACGACGACCCGCGGCAACUCAGCGCAAACUCUGCCCAUACCGGCAGUACUCUCGGGACCUCAAAUCCCACAGGCCACGCCGCGGGGGUUUCCGUGCAGCAACGCGCCCCCGCCACACCGCAGCUCGUCUCCGACGCGGCAGUCUAUAUCUUAAACCUGCCAUCCCCGUCCCCCUCUACCUCCUUUAGCUCGCUCUUCGGCCGCAUUAUGGCGGAGCUGCGCGCCCACCUCGAUAUCCUCCGGGCGAAUCCGGCCGCAACGCUCGUCCUCAUCCCCCGACUCCUCCCGGAAACAGGCACCGUGAACCCGGAAGUCGAGGCCAGUGCGCGACUGCGGGAUCUGUCGCUCUUGCAACUCGCCAACGAGCGAGAACUGGAACUGGCCGAGUUGCUGAAUAUGCUCCACAGCGUGAGCGACAAUAUGGGUCGUCUCGUGGUCGUCAACAAGCUUCAGUCAAGAGACAGUGUAGCGAUUGUAUUAGAGGUGCGGUACCAGACCUAUAACCGGUAG